Molecule: messenger RNA, 2985 nt
Organism: Leptonychotes weddellii (Weddell seal)
Lineage: Eukaryota; Metazoa; Chordata; Mammalia; Carnivora; Phocidae
Source: RefSeq, a predicted model, not a curated record
AUGGCAGCCUUGGGGCCCGGAGGCUCCGCGCGGAACGAUGCAGUCGAGAAGCUGCCAUCCGUCACGGUGGGAGUUCCGGCGCGGAGGGGCCGGGGCUCUCCGCCCCCCGCUCCGCCGCUCUGUCUCCGGCGGCGGACACGAUUCUCGGCGGCGCUGGAGGACACGGUGCAGAACCGGGUGUCACUGGAGAAGGUACUUGGCAUCACAGCCCAGAACAGCAGUGGCCUAACCUGUGACCCCGGCACAGGCCACGUGGCCUACCUAGCAGGCUGUGUGGUGGUGAUUUUGAAUCCCAAGGAAAACAAGCAGCAGCACAUUUUUAACACUGCCAGGAAGUCUCUGAGUGCUCUGGCCUUCUCCCCUGAUGGGAAGUACAUAGUGACGGGGGAGAACGGACACAGGCCUGCUGUGCGCAUCUGGGACGUGGAUGAGAAGAGUCAGGUGGCAGAGAUGGUGGGCCACAAGUACGGCGUGGCCUGUGUGGCCUUCUCCCCCAAUAUGAAGCACAUUGUGUCCAUGGGCUACCAGCACGACAUGGUACUCAACGUCUGGAACUGGAAGAAAGACAUUGUGGUGGCUUCCAACAAGGUAUCGUGCAGGGUCAUCGCCCUCUCCUUCUCAGAGGACAGCAGCUAUUUUGUCACCGUAGGGAACCGGCACGUGAGGUUCUGGUUCUUGGAAGUCUCCACAGAAGCAAAGGUGACGGGCACGGUGCCCCUUGUAGGGCGUUCAGGCAUCCUGGGUGAGCUGCACAACAACAUCUUCUGCGGCGUGGCUUGCGGCCGGGGCCAGAUGGCAGGCAGUACCUUCUGUGUGUCCUACUCGGGCCUCCUUUGCCAGUUCAACGAGAAGAGGGUGCUGGAGAAGUGGAUCAACCUGAAGGACGGAGAUCCUCGGUGUCUGCUGACCAAUGGCAAACUGCCACUCUGGGCAAAGCGGCUGCUAGGAGAUGAUGACGUGGCAGAUGGCUCAGCCUUCCAUGCCCAGCGCAGCUACAAGCCCCAUGGACGCUGGGCGGAGCGUGCUGACCAGGAGCCCCUCAAGACCAUCCUGGAUGCCCAGGACCUGGAUUGCUACUUCACCCCCACGAAGCCCGAGAGCCUGGAGGGCUCUAUUCUGGAUACAGUGGAGCCCCAGAGCCUGGUGGCCCUGCUGAGUGAGUCGGAGAGCCCCCAGAAGGUCGGCGGGGGGCAUCCCUCCUUCCUGCCCCUACAGAGGGAGUCCUCUGAGGACAGCGAGCUCAUCAUCUACUCCCUGGAGGCGGAGGUGACAGUCCCAGGGACAGACAGCGAGUACUGCACGAAGGACAUCAAGGGGGAGUCCAGAGACCAGCAAGGUGACUCCUACCUCAGAGUCUCCUCAUUCUGCCCGAAGGAUCAGAGACCACCUGACGGAUGCCCAGGUUCUGCAGAAGAGUUAUCCCAGCCCGAGGUGCUGGGCAUAUCCAACGGCUCCCUGCCCCAGACCCCUGAGCAGGAGAAGUUCCUCCGCCACCACUUCGAGACGCUUACUGACGCUCACCCCGAGGAGCUCUUCCAUGGAUCCCUGAGAGACUUGGAGGCCCCUGAGGCUGAGGACUUCUUCAAUCCCCGGCUGAGCAUUUCAGCCCAGUUCCUCUCACGCCUCCAGAAGACAUCCAGGUUCACCCACAGCUUCCCUCCCCGGCUGCCCCUGCACCUGGUGAAGUCCCCAGAGGUCAAAUUCCCGGAGCUUGGGGGCAGCCAGUCCAGAGCAGAGCCCCUGAGAGCAGGCCCUGGCUACACGUCCCCAGGCAGGACCAACGUCCUCGCUGGGAAAAAGGCUGAGGAGCCCCUUGAGACCCCGGAAGCCUGGCGCCCACUGACCCCCCGCCUCUCCGGCCUGGUGCCCUAUGCCCCCUCCUCAGUGCUGCCCACUGACAGGAAGCCUCCGACGCCCACGGCCCUACCCACUCCACGCCUGCCUCAGGCUGUCCACGGCCCCUCCACCCACCCCUACAUGGAGGCCACUGCCAGCUCCCAGGCCAAGAUGUCACGCAGCACCUCCCCCGAGGACAGUGAGGACCCUGUGCUGGCUGAGCUGGCCAGGCCCCUCCACAGGCCCUCCUCCCCGGCGGAGAUGGCAUCCCUGGGCCAGGAGCUCCAGGCCAUCCCCACCACGGCAGCACCCAGCUCUAACAGCGAGGGCCGAGAACCUGCCUUGUCCUCCUGGGGCAACCACGAGGCCCGGGCCAGCCUGAAGCUGACCCUGUCGAGCAUCUCUGACAGGCUCUUGCUGCCCCCUCCCCCGUUGGAACCUGCAGCCACCCAGCCCAGUGUCACCGUCACAACAGCCACCUUCCCAGUCCCCAGCCCCAUGGAUGCAAGCUCCCUGAGGCUCCACAAUUCCACCUUUCUCCCAAGGCUCCUGGCCCCCGAGCCCCUCAAAGCCCCUGCCCACCCCAGCAGUGCCCUACUUCCAGAGGCCAGGCCUGGGGUUCCUGGCAGCGUCACCUCUCUCCUGGAGCCCACCCCUGAUGCGCUCAGUCUGGUCCAGGGCAGCCCUGGACACUGGGAGGAGCCUGGGGUGCCGGCCAGGGUCCUGCCCCCAGCUCCCCGUGAACUGAGCACUGUCGUGCACAGACUUCAGACCACCUUCCAAGAAGCCCUGGACCUUUACCGCCUGAUGGUCUCCAGCGACCAGGUGAGCACUGAGCAGCAGUGGCAGGCACGGACUGAGCUGGCCUCCACCUUUCUUUGGAUCCAUAACCAGUUAGAGGCCAAUGACUGGCUGGUUGGGACUGACGUGGCCCAGGCCCAGGGCAGCCCGGGUUCCCCCUCCCCGACUACACUGUGCCCCCUGGCCAGCCCAGAUUUGCAUGCCCUGCUGGAACACUACUCGGAGCUGCUGGUGCAGGCCGUGCAGAGGAAGGUGCGGGGGGACUGAGGGCCAGCAGCCUCCUCUCCACGCCAGCCCUGCUGUUUCUGAAGAGAUCGGUGUCUUAAGCAAAUAAACUGACAGCUUAGA